Molecule: messenger RNA, 1502 nt
Organism: Gadus macrocephalus (Pacific cod)
Lineage: Eukaryota; Metazoa; Chordata; Actinopteri; Gadiformes; Gadidae
Product: amine sulfotransferase-like
Exons: 7
Coding region: 481-1374 (297 amino acids)
Biological process (GO): sulfation
Cellular component (GO): cytoplasm
Molecular function (GO): sulfotransferase activity
Source: RefSeq, a predicted model, not a curated record
CUCAAAUAAAUGUUAAAUAAUAAAAUAGAUAUAAAACCCGCCGAAAACGCUAUCCGUUAGUGACAAAUUAACCAAUGCCAUUAUAUUCCUUGUUGGCAGCAUGCAUCGGUUCAAGAUACCAGACCCACCCAUUAUACAAUGUAGGCUACAACUAUCUCCAACGCAACAUAAAAUAACACUCGAUUGGCAUAGAAAGUAGGAAGGUCUGAACAGUUUUAUUUCUGUUGAGAUGAAGACUCGGCUGUACCGAGAAAUGUGGCUCCAGUCUACAGUGUGGUUUUAUUGAAGUGCGUAAAAGCACACUGCGUAUGGUCUAGUGCGCGUCUGUCCGCAAGAGGUGGGUCCAUAUUUAUACCAAUGAAUGUGGACUCAUGAGGCGUUUCUAGAUGUCGUGUAGCAAAGCAUUGGCAAUAAAAAGGGACCAAUGUCGUUAUUACCCCAAUAUUGAACAGGAGUUGAUCGACCUACGCGACAGCUUAAAUGGCUUCCUCUAGUGAUUUCAAGUAUAACUUCGUGUCACACAAAGGCUUCAACCUCAUCAGCGGGACCCAUGAUCCAGUUGAGGUGGACGCGAUAUGCAAUUACGAAGUCCGAGAUUCCGAUGUGUUCGUCGUCACGUAUCCAAAGUCAGGGACCAUCUGGAUGCAACAGAUUCUUCGGCUCAUAGAAGCCAAAGGGGACCUAACCUCUGAAGAGCUCAACUCCGACCAGGUUCCCUGGAUCGAACUCCAGGGCAAAGGGAAGGAAUUUGUGGAGGCACCAAGCCCGAGGCUGCGCGUCACCCAUCUGCCAUACCACUUGAUGCCCCACGCUCUUAGUCAAAAGAAGGGGAAGGUGAUCUAUGUCGCUAGGAAUCCAAAAGAUGUUCUUGUGUCCUACUUCCACUUUCAUAAAUUUGCCACCAUGCUAGAGACACCAAAGGAUUUCAAUCACUUCUUCGAGAAGUUUAUUAGAGGAGACGUGUACGGAAACAGUUGGUUUGAGCACACGAAGUCCUGGUACGCUCACCAAGACAACAUGCAAUUCCUCUUCAUCACCUACGAAGAAAUGAUUCAAGACCUUCGAUCGUCGGUAAAGAGGAUCUCCUCAUUCCUGGGCAAAAACCUGACAGAUGCACAGCUGACUGAAGUGGUCAAGCACAGUACCUUCAAGAACAUGAGGGUGAUCCCCCAGGCCAACUAUGAGAUGGUCCCCGAUGAUCUGCUCAACCAUCACAACGGAAAGUUCAUGAGGAAAGGUACGAUUGGCGACUGGAAGAACCAUUUCACAGUCAAUCAGAAUGAAAUAUUUGACCAAAUCUUCCAGAAGGAGAUGAAGGAGUUCCCUGUGUCCUUUGUCUGGGACAUCAAAGAUAUUGAACAAAUUACUGUAUAACUAUUGAAAACCUUAUUGUUUUUUUAAACUGUUUUAUUUACCUGAAUGUAUAAAAACACUGUGGCUGCUAAUAAUGAAUAUGAGAUGAACAAUUAAAUAAAUACAAUCAUGGAAAUGAUUUAAAAAUA